CUCCUUUCCAUUUGCCAUUUCCGACCAAUAUGACUAAGCUUGUGCUGCUCAUCCGAGGAGCUGCACUACUGCUUUGUCUAUUGAUCUCUCAAGUAGCAUCCACUUCCCAUGGCCAAGCGAGUGGGUCCGGCGCCUGCAUCAGCAGUGAGCGAGAUGCGCUUUUGUCCUUCAAGGCAAGCCUCCUGGACCCUGCUGGCCAUCUCUCGUCAUGGCAAGGUGAGGAUUGUUGCCAAUGGAAGGGAGUCCGCUGCGGCAACCGAACUGGCCAUCUCAUCAAGCUCAACCUCCGCAACAUCGACAUGGAGGACUACAUGGGCAACAUGGACUACUACAUGGACAACAUGGACUACAUGUACUACAUGUACGACAUGGGCAACAUGUACGACUACAACUACCCGAACAGGAGCAGAUCAUUGAGCUUGUCGGCAGGCGAGAUGAGCUCUUCUUUGGCUACUUUACAACACCUGAGGUACCUUGAUCUGAGCGGGAAUGACUUCAACGGCACAAGCAUCCCUGUCUUCUUGUCUUCUCUCAAGAACCUAAGGUAUCUCAACCUCUCGUCAGCACGAUUCAGUGGGAGAAUACCUUCUGAACUUGGCAAUCUCUCAAAGUUGCAAUAUCUUGAUCUCAGUAGGAAUUAUGAUUAUUAUGGGAAUUGGUCUUACAUAGUGGAUCUUGCAUGGUUGUCACGUCUCUCUUUGUUGAGUCAUCUUGACAUGAGCUAUGUGGAUCUUAGCUCUGCGAGGGAUUGGUUUCAGAUGGUUAGCAUGCUUCCUUCUCUGAAAGUGCUUCGCUUGUCCGAGUGUGGACUCAAUGGUACUAUAUCUGCUAGUAUAUCAAUUUCCAACCUCACACAUCUUGAGGUCCUAGAUGUGUCUGAUAACACCUUCAGAAUACCUUCCCAAUUUGGCAAUCUCUCAAAGUUGCAAUAUCUUGAUGUGAGUUGGAAUUUUUAUCCGAAUGUGGAUCAUGCAUGGUUGUCACGUCUCUCUUCGUUGAGCCAUCUUGACAUGAGUUCUGUGGAUCUUGGUUCUGCGAGGGAUUGGUUUCAGAGUGUUAAUAUGCUUCCUUCUCUUAAAGUGCUUGGCUUGUCCGGUUGUGGACUCAACAGCACCAUGUCUGCUAGUAUAUCACUUUCCAACCUCACACAUCUCGAAGUCCUUGAUAUGUCUAGUAACAACUUCAAUACUUCACUCAAACAUGCAUGGUUUUGGAAUCUCAAAAGCCUUAAGGAGCUUUACCUCUCCUAUUCCUGGUGGAUAGGGUCUAUUCCUAGUGAUUUGGCAAACAUGACGGCCCUUCAAGUCAUAGAUUUAAGUGGGAAUCAGCUCGUGGGUUUGAUACCAGAAAAAUUGGGAAAUUUGUGCAAUUUGACCAGAAUGAGGUUCAGUGGUAACAACAUAGGUUCGAGCAUAGAGGAGCUCAUGGAGCGAUUGCCAAAGUGCUCAUGGAAUACAUUGCAAGAAUUUUCGGUGCACGAUGCAAAUAUGACAGCGAGUCUACCCAGUUGGAUUGGUAACAUGACCAAUCUCAGUGUCCUUCGAGCAUCUCAAAACAUGUUGACUGGCCCUCUACCUGUAGGAGUUGGAACACUGAGUAGUUUGAAAUGGCUGAACCUCAGGAACAAUAGCUUCAGUGGUGUGCUCUUGAAAGAACAAUUUGCAAAUUUAGGUAAAUUAGAGCUUUUGGGCCUCAGCCACAAUAACUUCAGCGGUGUGCUAUUGAAAGAACAAUUUGCUGGUUUAGGCAACUUAAAGGUUUUGGAGCUUAGCUACAAUAGCUUCAACAGUGUGAAAGAACAAUUUGCAAGCUUAGGCAAAUUAGAGCAUUUGGACCUUAGCCACAAUAACUUGAGCAGUGUGCUAUUGAAAGAACAUUUUGCUGGUUUAGGCAACUUAAAGGUUUUGGAUCUCAGCUACAAUAACUUCAACAAUGUGAAAGAACAAUUUGCAAGCUUAGGAAAAUUAGAGCAUUUGGACCUUAGCCACAAUAACUUGAGCGGUGUGCUAUUGAAAGAACAUUUAGCUGGUUUAGGCAACUUAAAGGUUUUGGAUCUCAGCUACAAUAACUUCAACAGUGUGAAAGAACAAUUUGCAAGCUUAGGCAAAUUAGAGAAUUUGAACCUCAGCCACAAUAACUUCAACAGUGUGAAAGAACAUUUUGCAAGUUUCGGAAACUUAAAGCUUUUGGAUCUCAGCUACAACAAAUUCAGUGGUGUGCUCUUCAAUGAAGAUUUUGCAAGUCUAGGUAAUAUGGAGCAUUUGGACCUCAGCUAUAAUAACUUCAGUGAUUUUCUCUUGAAAGAACACUCAGAAAGUUCAGGUAAUUUAAAGCAUCUGGAUCUUAGCCAUAAUAAAUUAGAUAGUGUGCUCGUGGAGAAGCAUUUUGCAGGCCUAUUGAAUUUAGAGUAUCUGGACUUGUCGUACAACUCUUUGAGAUUUGCUAUCAACCAAAAAUGGGUUCCAACAUUUAGAUUAAAGGUUGCAAAAUUCCAAUCAUGCAAACUGGGGCCCAUUUUUCCAGAGUGGCUGAAAUGGCAAUCUGAUAUUGAUGUUCUUGUUCUUAGUGAUUCAAAUAUAGAUGAUGUUAUUCCUGAUUGGUUUUGGGUAACAUUUUCCCGAGCUUCAACCUUGCAAGCAUCAGGAAACAAAUUGCGUGGCUCAUUACCGGCAAAUCUACAACACAUGUCAGCUAAGUAUAUACAUCUCGGGUCCAAUAAGUUGACAGGCCAAGUUCCACAGUUGCCUAUACAUAUAAGCCGACUGGACCUAUCUUCAAACUCUUUAUCUGGGUCAUUGCCAUCUGAGUUGUAUGCUCCUACACUCGAAGACUUGAUGCUUGCAAAUAAUCAACUUACAGGCACCAUCCCAUUGUCUAUAUUCCAAUUGACUUUUCUGUAUAGGUUGGACCUAUCAGGAAACCAUUUAGAAGGAGAUAUUAUGCAGUGUUGGAAGGAAUCUGAUGCAAACUCUACAAGUCAAUUUGGUUGGGACUUGUUCAGCUUAGCCCUAAAUAACAACAAUUUGACUGGUCAAUUCCCUAAAUUUCUUGCAAGGUCAUCGCAAUUGAUGUUCCUUGACCUUUCUUACAACAGGUUAUUUGGAGGAUUGCCAGAAUGGUUGCCAGAAAAAAUCCCACAGUUGAAAAUAUUAAGAGUGAGAUCAAAUAUGUUCAGUGGUCAUAUUCCUCAGAGUUUCACUUCCCUUCGCCAUCUUCACUAUUUGGACAUAGCGCACAACGACAUGUCAGGAAGCAUACCAUGGUCUUUGUCAAACUUGAAUGCAAUGAUGGCAGUAGUGUCGCAUGGCACGAUUGAUUACUUUCAUGAAGAGAGCAUCCCAGUAAUCAUGAAGGAUCAAAAGCGUGAUUACACCUUUGCAAUCUACAAGCUACUGGUAAUUCUUGAUUUGUCAAGUAAUAGUUUGGCAGGAGAGAUUCCAGAAGAGAUAACUCUACUCAUUGGACUUACCAAUCUGAACUUGUCAAAUAAUCAGUUCAUUGGAACAAUCCCAAACCAAGUAGGUGAUUUAAAGCGGUUGGAGUCACUCGACUUAUCCUACAAUGAGUUUUCUGGUGCAAUACCAUCAAGUUUGUCAGCUUUAACUUAUUUGAGCCACUUGAACUUGUCAUACAACAAUCUGUCCGGUGCAAUACCACCCGGACAACAGCUACAAACUCUUGGCAACCAGAUGUAUAUCUACAUCGGUAACCCUGGUCUUUGUGGAGAUCCGGUUGGCAGGAACUGCUCAACACAUGAUGCAGAGCAAAGUGGCCUCGGAGAUAUAAAUCAUAUGCCAUCCGUUUAUCUUGCCACGAGCAUUGGAUUUGUGGUGGGUCUGUGGACAGUUUUCUGCACCAUGUUGAUGAAGAGAACAUGGAGGGCUGCCUUCUUCCAGUUUGUUGAUAUGAUGUACGACAUGGUUUAUGUGCAAGUGGCUGUAAGGUGGGCUCACAUGAUGGAGAAAACUCAAGAUGGUGCACCAUGAAGUGCCCAACUCCGCGGCAAGCGGAUCGCGUGUAUCUAAAUAGUAUUUGUAUGUUUCACCAUUUCCCUAUUUGUAGCUCUGAAGGAGCCUUGGCUGGAUGGUCUGUACUGUACUGUAUUGUUAUUUGUAUGUUUGGACCAUUUCCCUAUUUGUAGCUCUAUAAAGGAGCAUUGGCUGGUCGUUUGUACUGUAUUGAAUUGGUAGUUGUAUGUCUGUACUUUAACAAAUGAAGUGUAUGUAUAUGUUUUGCUGGAUUGUUUAAGCUGAAGAAUAUACAGCCCCAUAACUGUA
This is a messenger RNA of Triticum dicoccoides, 4277 nucleotides long. RefSeq names its product receptor-like protein EIX2. Bases 30 to 3986 code for a protein of 1318 amino acids. Gene Ontology annotation, molecular function: protein binding. The transcript has a single exon. Lineage: Eukaryota; Viridiplantae; Streptophyta; Magnoliopsida; Poales; Poaceae. The record is from RefSeq and is a predicted model, not a curated record.